Molecule: messenger RNA, 516 nt
Organism: Ostertagia ostertagi
Lineage: Eukaryota; Metazoa; Nematoda; Chromadorea; Rhabditida; Trichostrongylidae
Source: the annotation of a GenBank genome assembly
AUGGAUACGAAUCGCACUCUUCUUGACGAUCUCGUCUCGGACGAGUUUCCCACCCCUUCGACGUCGACGUUCAUAGACGAAUCUCCGACAGCUCGUGAUCUUUUGAUUGGCGACUUACCAGAGACUGACCCCAACAACAUCACAGGAGUUGCGAUAGACACAACUCCUCAAAACCAUACCGUAUUCGAAAACGUGUUCAAGACGAUAGAGUCACUACUGGACGAAAGCAGCUGGGUAGUCUACACAAUUGUCGCUUUUGUUUCUAUAUUGCUUAUCGUGGUCACGUGCUCGAUUGUGGUCUGGCUGGUGAAACAUAAAAAGAGAGUUAUCCAGCAAGACAACGAUCCUUUGACUAGCACUUAUGAUGGUGGCUUUUCAUUUGAAGAGGUGUUUUGCUGUGCUCCACCUGCUGACAAGCAAAGUCAGCUUCAAGGCUCGUCAGAACUCAGCCAGCAACUUGGAUCCGUACAAGCGACCUCCGCUGCCACCAAUCGGAGCGAAAAAUGGUCAGUUUAU